Messenger RNA from Agrilus planipennis (emerald ash borer), 1985 nucleotides. It is a transcript of the gene Dlish, whose product is annotated as SH3 domain-containing protein Dlish. Gene Ontology annotation, molecular function: protein binding. Lineage: Eukaryota; Metazoa; Arthropoda; Insecta; Coleoptera; Buprestidae. Bases 691 to 1725 code for a protein of 344 amino acids. The transcript has a single exon. The record is from RefSeq and is a predicted model, not a curated record.
AUUAUAUAAACAAAUCAAGUUCAUGUACAAUAUUAUCUAUUUAUUUUAAAAAAUUGAUUUGUUGAGGUUUCUGUAAAAAAUUGGGUAAACUUUCAGGUAAAAAAAUGGUACUGACAGUGAAAUCUAAUCGUAUCUAAGUAAAUAUGGGUUAUCUACGCUUCAUACGAAAUUAGAAUAUAACAUCUAAUUAAUGGAAAAUAUUGUUUUCAUAUGAUCUUUUAAAAUAAUGAAAAUUAAAUGUAUUUUAUAUUAGAAGAGGAAUUUACAAUAAAUACAUUGGUCGGUAUUCAUAUCACAAUUAAAAAUGUUUAGAACCGCAGGUUAAUCUUGUUCAUUACAGGUGCUGCAGGUGGUUGCAGGUAAAACAACUCUGUGCUGUCUAGCGUUAUUUUGCCAAUGUAUUUUGCUCAAUUUUACUUUUUGUUGGACAACUUUCCUGAACAAAAACCUGUAUGGAAAAAGAAAAGGAGGGGGCUGUAAGUUCCUCAUUUUGGGUUGGUUUACUGUGUUGCACAACUGCUGAGUUGAAUUAUUUCUUAAAGUGUAUGUAAAAAUAAAAAACUGAUAUGCCCAAAGUUUUACGAACAAGUGUCGAAAAAAAUGUUAACUCCUUUUAUUCUGAAUGGCGAUAAAUAAACAAUGUAACCGUUACGUGGUAUUUAAAAACAUUAUUAUAAAAAAGUGCAGAACAUGGCAUUUUUAUGCCCAGUUAGGAUUCGCCGUGGAAAAAAGAAGAAACUCAGUUCAGAGGGAGAAAAGGAUCUAACAAGAACUGGGUCUGGCCUUGCUCCUGGGAUGGGAAGAAUAACUGGGUCUGCCAGUAUAGAAACGCUGGUAAGAGUAGGAAUAGAAAAGGAACAUGGUCUAUCUCCAGAUAGUAAAAUGGUAGUGCUUCAUGACUUCACACCUUGUGUUGAUGAUGAACUCGAAGUAAAAAGAGGUCAAGUGGUAAAUAUUCUUUAUCGAGAAAAUGACUGGGUUUAUGUAAUUGCUGUAGACUCUAGGCAGGAAGGUUUCAUUCCUCAUUCAUACUGUACACCCUACAACAGUCACCUUGCUGAUUUAGCUAUUAAGAAAAAGUUACCACGGAAUUGCCAGGCAGUUUCGGCCGAUCAGCAUGAUUCUACUCCUGAUAGUGAAGUUAUUUUAGCUGAAAGUGAUAACGAUUCUGUGGAAAAGAAGAGAAAUGUGGCUAGUUCGCCUAUUAGCAUACAUUCUGAACCUGACAUGUUGCCAUUUGCUAAAGACCCUUCAGGUCGCUUUAUAGUACUUUAUACUUUUAUUGCUAGAGAUGAGAAUGAUGUAUCUGUAGAGCGUGGUGAAUUUGUUACUGUUUUAAAUAGAGAAGACCCAGACUGGUACUGGAUAAUUAGGAGUGAUGGACAAGAGGGUUUUAUUCCUUCAGGAUUUGUGUAUCCAGCAGAUAACGUAAUCAGAGGAUGUAAUGCAAAUGCAGCAGCAGCUCAAAAUGCAAAUGGAUCCUAUUCAAUGCAGAACACUUCAAAUGCAGAUGAUCUGCGUUAUCAUGGUACAGAAUUGGUCAUGUUAUAUGAUUAUAAAGCUCAAGCACCAGACGACCUAUCAGUUAAAAGAGGAGAUUGGAUUUAUGCUGAUUUAUCUAAUCAGACUGUUGAUGGAUGGCUCUGGGCGUAUGCUCCCAAGACAAGGAAAUAUGGUUUCAUACCAAAAGCAUAUGCCAGACCACCUGCCAUGACAAGCCUUUAAAUUAACUCAAAAUAUAUAUGUAAAUUUUUUUAUAAAUUUCGCAAGUGUUUGUAUAUCUACAUAUAUUUAAAAAUAUAUAUUUAAAUGCAUUCUGAAUUUUUUAAUAAUUUCUGUUAUUGUUUAGAUGCAUAUGCCAAAUUUUAUUGGCAAUUGAUCACAGGAAGUUAAUUCUUGGAUCAAUUUUUGUUUGUAAUACUCCAGGAACUAACAGUUUAGAUUUUAAUUUUUCGGUUAUUAAUCAUACUCUAUGUUCUUACAAU